This is a messenger RNA of Aricia agestis (brown argus), 2772 nucleotides long. Its product is annotated as RUN and FYVE domain-containing protein 2. NCBI's taxonomy places the organism in Eukaryota, Metazoa, Arthropoda, Insecta, Lepidoptera, Lycaenidae. Gene Ontology annotation, cellular component: cytoplasm. Bases 223 to 2292 code for a protein of 689 amino acids. The transcript is spliced from 14 exons. The record is from RefSeq and is a predicted model, not a curated record. Gene Ontology annotation, molecular function: metal ion binding.
GAUCAAUAUUCACCCCGAAGUUCUAGAAAACUUACACUGGCAUUGUUUUAACGUUGCACUUUAUCAAAAUAAUACGAAUACUGUGUACACAGUGCAUAGGAUUCCAAAAGGAGCCUACCUAUCCUCUACUUAAUUCGUCGGCGUAAUCAGCUGAUAUGUAUACAGGGUGAUCAAGAUUUCCGCGAGUGCGUCAUACUUUUCGCUUCACGAUUUUUUUGCAUUAUGCGUUCACUAAGUGUUCACGGGGAGCCGUUGCCCGAGCUCGGCAUCGCAGGUAUUCCGCGGGAAGACAACCCAGAUGCCGACAUGGCCGGGGCUCAGGACACCAUCUAUCUCUGCAACUUCCGCGUCUCGGUGGACGGCGAGUGGCUCUGCCUGAAGGAGCUUCACGAUAUGGAGAUGCAGGACUCGUAUAUUCGUCCGUCUGACACUGGAGCUAUAACAUCGCCGGAUGAUCCGAUGCAUUCGCUUAUGGCUCGAGACCCAGUAGUGAUAGAGCGCAGUAAUCUGGUGAACAUCUCCAAGUUGAUAGUGAAGGAGCUAAUUGAACAGUCGCUGCGGUAUGGCCGCAUGCUAGACAGCGACCACCUGCCUCUACACCACUUCUUCAUCGUUCUAGAACAUGUCAUGCGUCAUGGCCUGAAACCUAAAAAGGGUCUCCUAGGUCCCAAGAAAGAGCUAUGGGAUAUUCUCCAAAUGGUCGAAAAGUAUUCGCCCGAAGCUGCCGACAUAACAGCCAGUAUCAGAGAUUUACCUACAGUCAAGACCGCAAUGGGUCGCGCCCGAGCCUGGCUACGACUGGCCCUGAUGCAGAAGAGACUCGCGGACUAUCUGAGGAUUCUUCUAGAACAUCGCGAGGAAACUCUAGAGGAAUACUUCGAGCCUCACGCCUUGAUGUUGAACGAGGAGGCCGUGAUCAUAACUGGCUUGUUGGUCGGACUCAAUGUUGUGGACUGCAACUUGUGUGUUAAGGAGGAGGACUUGGACAGCCAACAAGGCGUGAUCGAUUUCUCGCUGUAUUUACGCGGCAGCAACUCCUCGCACGACCUGGCCGGCAAUGGAAACGGCAACAACGAGCCCAAGCAACGCCAUAUUAAUACCAUGCUCGACCAGAAGAAUUACAUUGAGGAGCUGAAUAGACAUCUCAAUGCCACGGUAGCUAAUCUUCAGUCCAAAGUGGAAAGUCUAACUACGACCAAUGCUCUCAUGAAGGAAGACUUGGCGAUCGCCAAAAACACGAUGAUCACACUGGUCGAAGAAAACAACCAGCUGAAACAUGCAUUAGGUCAGGACAUAACCAAAGAGAGUAGGAUAAAAGUGACUGAGCUGCCGCCGGAUGAUGAGGACAAAAAGAGCGUUAAAAGUAACACAUCGGACAAAUGUAAGACUGAGAAAGAGGCCGAGCUCGUCAAAAUGUUGGACGAAGAGAGGAAACGAACCGCUGAACUACAGAAGGAGAUCGAUUUACAGAUAUCACUCAAAGCCGAGAUGGAGGUCGCUAUGAAGUUGCUAGAGAAAGAUAUACACGACAAACAGGACACGAUAAUAUCCCUGAGGCGACAGUUGGACGAUAUAAAACUAAUUAACCUGGAGAUGUACAAGAAAUUGCAGGAAUGUGAAAGUUCCUUGAAACAUAAAACUGAGUUAAUAGCCAAAUUGGAAGCAAAGACUGAGUCGAUGGGCAGCACAAUCCACCAGCUGGAUGAAAAGUUAAAAGAAGAUAGAAAUAUUAGAAAAAAUCUGGAGGAAAAUUCUCGGAGUUUAGGCCAAAAGGCAGCUGCAGCGGAGAAACGAGUCGCGUCGGCGGAAAGCGAUCUGCAGAUAGAACGAGAAUGGAGAUUGUCGUUACAGGAAUCGAUGGUCAGGGAUCGAGAUCGAAUUUCAGCGCUACAGCAGGAAGUCGACGUCCUAAAGUCAAUAGGAGAAGUUAGAGAAAGGAAAUAUUUUGCCCUCCAAGAGGAACAGAAUAACCUUAAGACACAAUACAGUGAAGCGCAGAAGACUCUAGAAGAGGUGGGGGCAACUCUCAGCGAGAAAUCGCUUCAGUUAGCAGAGCUACUUGAGAAGGAGGCCCGGGGCUCCGACGAGGCGCCCAACUGGGCGAGCGAUAAAGACGCCACUGCGUGCACCGCGUGUAGUAAGGAGUUUACUAUAGCUAGGAGAAAGCACCACUGCCGUCGCUGCGGCAACAUAUUCUGCGGCGCAUGCAGCGAGAAGACGGCGGCUUUGCCCGGCAACACCAAGCCCGUGCGAGUCUGCGACAACUGCUUCACGGAGGUCAGACUGUCCUAGCACACUCAAGACUGAUAUACACGUUCAAUAGUCAUAGGAUAAUGUGUAGGUGUAUCUACAGUUGUAUCAGAGUGUUAAUUGUAUGGGGGCAACCCAGAAAAUUAAAAAGAUAAAAUGUCAACUACAAUACUGAGUCUCCUAAUAAUCAAUUCACGUUGCAACAACGUGAGGCGUAGAGAUUCUUUUUUUUUUAGCCUCUCUCUGCUAGGCAAAGGCCCUUUCAAGGUUUUUUCAUAUUUGUUGUUCUAGCGUUCUUUUAUCGCUUGUGUAAAUUUUGAACGCGAGCCCUACGUUGUGGGUGACAAGUCUGUAAAUGCAAUGUUUAUUUUCAUGAGUAGAAAUAUAGUUCAGUGUUUAAUGGCUCAUUUUAAAAUGCAUCCUAUUGCAUCGACGCGUCACAUUGCGACACUAGGACGUGCUACGCCACUAGAAUAAUUUAAUCAUUGCUUUAUUUUGAAUUUUCUAUUUGGUUAUUUUAUG